AUGAACGAGCCAGCGAGGGUAUCGCUUGCCCGGCGCUUGCCGUUUCUAACACUAGAAUAUGGUACGCAAAAUGCCUCUAUAUCAGGAAUCAAAUUCAAUCUUGAUAACUUGACCGAAUGGAACACUUUCUCACGUGACAUCCACAACGCGCUCCAGACGGUUGACCUCGAUGUGAUGGUACCAGUCGAUGUUAAGACCGAUAAAUACAUCAUCGGAAGCGAACUUGGACUUACUGGGCGUUUCACCAAACACGUGUGUGACCCCGUGGUAAAUGCUCUGAUCGCGGUAAGAGUACCGCUUCGCUUUGCAGAUCGGCAGGCAAUUCCUCCCCCGGCAACUAUGAUUGCAGACAUCGUCCUGUCCAAACGCGAUGUCACGCCCCCGUCUGUUAUCAUGGUGAUCGAAUUGAAAACGUUAUGGACAUUCGAUCUAGACGCGUGUAUCACUAGCCCCCUCGACCAGAUGCUGCUCACACAUAUUGAACCACACAUUGGCCAGCUUGUCGCCCAAAUGCGUGAGAGCUCCGCCAUAUAUGGUGUAUUAUCGACCUACCAAGCGACCGUAUUUUUGAGAAGGGACUCGGAUACGAAGUUUUCGAUCAGCCAGCCGGCUCUCCGGCAUCGAGCGGGCAGUCCAGCAAUGCCAUCCGUUAAGCAAUGUGUUAUGGGUCUGGCACUACUGGCUAAUUCAACAGCCCCAUACGUCGAAGCCCCUGGAUUUCGUGGGCAAGAGGCUUACUAA
Messenger RNA from Penicillium taxi, 741 nucleotides. RefSeq lists its product as uncharacterized. The record is from RefSeq and is a predicted model, not a curated record. The coding region runs from base 1 to 741 and encodes 246 amino acids. Lineage: Eukaryota; Fungi; Ascomycota; Eurotiomycetes; Eurotiales; Aspergillaceae. The transcript is spliced from 3 exons.